This is a messenger RNA of Benincasa hispida (wax gourd), 1133 nucleotides long. Its product is annotated as vesicle transport v-SNARE 13-like. Gene Ontology annotation, biological process: vesicle fusion; vesicle-mediated transport; intracellular protein transport. Gene Ontology annotation, molecular function: SNAP receptor activity; SNARE binding. Lineage: Eukaryota; Viridiplantae; Streptophyta; Magnoliopsida; Cucurbitales; Cucurbitaceae. The record is from RefSeq and is a predicted model, not a curated record. Gene Ontology annotation, cellular component: Golgi apparatus; ER to Golgi transport vesicle membrane; late endosome membrane.
AAUUCCAACAAAGUAUUAUUAAAGUUGAUUUAAUUAUCUCUUUUCCCAAAGUCAAGUUCAACACACGCUUGCUUCCUCUUUUCCUCUUUCCGAUUCCGCCACCGACCUGCUUCUCCGGCGAUCUCUGUCACUUUUUCCGACCUUUCCGACCUCCAUCGAUAUCAGUUGUACUGAGGGCUUUUUAAAACUCCGGACACCAUGAGCGAGGUAUUCGAAGGUUACGAGCGUCAAUAUUGCGAGCUUUCUGCCAAUCUUUCCAGAAAGUGCAGCUCCGCCAGUGCCCUAGACGGAGAGCAGAAGAAGCAAAAGCUUUCUGAGAUAAAAAGUGGUAUAGAUGAAGCCGAAUCUCUGAUUCGGAAAAUGAAUCUCGACGCCAGGAGUUUGCAGCCCAGUGUAAAGGCUGUUCUUCUUGCUAAGCUAAGGGAAUAUAAAUCAGAUUUGAACAAUCUGAAAAGUGAAGUACAACGAAUUAAUUUUGGCAACUUAAAUGCAGCUGCACGCGAUGAGUUGCUGGAAUCUGGAUUGGCUGAUACCCUCAAUGUCUCAGCUGAUCAAAGAACUAGACUAAUGACCACUACAGAGAGAUUAGGCAAUAUGAGUAACAGGAUUAAGGAUAGUCAAAGAACUAUGCUCGAAACUGAAGACCUUGGUGUCUCAAUCCUAGAAGACUUGCAUUCUCAGAGACAGUCGCUUUUGCAUGCCCAUGACACGCUUCAUGGUGUGGAUGAUAACAUAGGGAGAAGCAAAAGAAUUUUAACCAAUAUGACAAGGAGGAUGAACAAAAAUAAGUGGACAAUUUCCUGCAUAGUUACUGCCCUCGUUUUUGCUAUCAUUCUGAUAUUAUACUUCAAACUUAAAUAGGUAAAGACAUUCCUGGUACAAAGUUGACUCUUUGUUUUUCUUUUCUUUUUUUGUGGGGGGAGGGGGAAGGUAGUUGAUCAUUUUCAACUUCUUGUUUCUCUGACUGUUACUAUUCUGUGGAAUGUAUAAAGAAUGUUCCCUUUUUUUACACUCUGAGAUGGGUUUUGUUAUGGAUAGUUUUUAUCCUUGUUUGUUAGGUGGGAGGUGGGUUUUGAUUUUUCAAAACAUGGAUAUUAAUUGUCCUAACACCUAAGAUAAAAAGUUCCUCUAAA